AUGCCUCUUAUUGGAUUAGGCACUUAUUCCUUCCCAAAUGAUAGGAACACAACAGAACUUGCCGUCCACAAUGCCCUUCAGAUGGGUUAUAGGCAUUUCGACACAGCAAAAAUAUAUGGUUCGGAGCCAGCAGUGGGGAAAGCCUUGAAUGAGGCAAUCUGCGAGGGAGAAGUGGAGAGAGAAGACAUUUUCUUAACAUCCAAACUGUGGGGGAGUGAUCACCAUGAUCCUGUUUCUGCAUUGAAACAAACUCUAGAGAAUCUGGGCAUGGAGUACCUAGACAUGUACCUAGUGCACUGGCCAGUCAAGUUGAAGCCAUGGGUUAACUACCCUGUACCUAAUGAAGAUGACUUUGAAAAGUUGGACCUUGAGACCACAUGGGCAGGGAUGGAGAAAUGCCUAGAAAUGGGGUUGUGUAGGUGCAUUGGGCUUAGCAAUUUCUCAAGCAAGAAGAUUGAGGCCUUGUUGGAUUAUGCUUCUACAACUCCAGCUGUAAAUCAGGUGGAAAUGCAUCCAAUGUGGAGGCAAGGAAGGCUUAGAAAGACCUGUGGGGACCACAAGAUCCAUGUGAGUGCUUAUUCACCACUUGGUGGGCCAGGGAAUGCAUGGGGAUCAACAGCUGUGGUUCAUCACCCAAUCAUCCGAUCAAUUGCCUUCAAACACAGAGCAACUCCAGCACAGGUUGCACUGAACUGGGGACUAUCAAAGGGCUCAAGUGUGAUUGUGAAAAGCUUCAAUCAAGAAAGAAUGAAGGAAAAUAUUGGAUCGUUUGAUCUGAGAUUGGAUAACGAAGAUAUGAUAGAGAUUGAGAAAUUGGAGGAAAUGAAGAUUAUGAGGGGGGAAUUUCACGUUAAUGAAACCACAAGUCCCUACAAAACAAUUGAAGAACUCUGGGAUGAUGAAAUUUGA
Messenger RNA from Sphenostylis stenocarpa, 909 nucleotides. The record is from the annotation of a GenBank genome assembly. Lineage: Eukaryota; Viridiplantae; Streptophyta; Magnoliopsida; Fabales; Fabaceae.